GGCUUCCUAAUUUCAGCUGAAAUGAAGAAGGACAAGGAAGAAGGAAGAUAAAAGAACGAGUGGAAAAGAGAAAGAGAGACAGAGGCAGAGUGCGCAAGGCAGAGGAUGCGGAUCGAUAUCUCUUGCUGCUUCAGCAUGUAAAGGAGCGAGCAAAUCAAAACAAACCAGGAGAGAAAAGACGAGGAGGAGAAGGAGGAGGAGGAAGAGGGGGAACCGAGGACAGAGUCAGCCUCGAUGAGCAUGGAUACUGAUUCUCUCGCUCACUAUGACCAUCACACGCAUGACACAAGAUUGCUCUUUCACUCUAAUCAUGUGAGAUCCCUGCAUUCUUCGUUCUCCGGAAUGGAUCGUCAGAUCUAUGGCAUGAGGAAGAGGAUGCUGCUGUCUGUGCUCAACGCAGAUGUAAAGACCACAGCCAAAUUGCAUGAUUUCGUCUCCGGAGUCCUGCUGAGCUGGUAGUCGUGGCAAUGGGAAGACGGGCAGCUGAUCCAGGCACCCCGGUUCCAGUGUCUGAAAUGCCAGCUUUGGUAGGAGUUCGUGAUUGGAGGACUGCCAACGGAGAGGCAGGGCUUACCUGUACUCACCAGUGUAAUGUUGGAGUGCAAACAUCGCCAGCCAUAAGGAGCUGCCAUGACAGCCGUUCUGUCAGCCAAUCAGGAAAGAGGAUGACUUUGCCACCCAACGGGUACAUCCCUGGUGAGGUGCAGGGCAGAAAAGGUCAAAAAAGGAGUGCUUUCUUUAAACAACGAAGUCUUGAGAAUAAGGUUAAGAAGGGUGUGACGUUCCAAGGUGUGGAUGAUGAUGAUAAUGAUGAUGCAUGUAAAGGCAAUAAAACUGAAAUGCACUGUGACACUCAGACAAUCCAAACCAACACACACCGUGUCAAUGAACGUGUUAAAGGAAAUAAGGAAUUCCGUUUCACCAAUGGCAGCGUGGUGGACUCCGAGGUAAUGGGCGGGAUCAGCAGUGACAUCAGUGAAGGAGAAUCAUCGACUCCACGUCUCAAAACUACAGUAAACCCUGCAAAAAGAAAGGUUCCUCCAUGUUCGCCUCCUCACAGAUUCCCAUUGAGGAUUUGCAGUAAAUGUGGAGGAAGGCAGAAUCCAGUGGCUGCGGUUCUCUUCACCACCACCAGGGACACCACUUCACCCUGUUCUGCUGGCUCAGAAAGUUUACGAUCUAGCCCUGCAGCUCCUCUGUUCUCAGGAAAAGAAACAGGAGCAUCACUUUCUCCUCCAAACGAUGAGACUGAGAAAUGCAGAGGUAUGCAAAUGAACAGAGGGCCUGCAGUAACGUGGCCAACUCCUAACACAAACAGCAACCAGCUAUUAUCAACCAUGCAGGAGGGAGAAACAUUUAAACUCUCCAAACAUCAGUCAAGCUGGAGAUACGCUGGCCUUGGCCUUCCACACAUACAACGGGACACACCAGUUAGUCACACUUCAUCUGCAUAUACGCAUACAGUGGCUGGGAGUGCAAUUCAGGAGACAGGCAUGAACACACAUUCGGACCUCUGCUCUCAUAAGCCGGCAUCACUGUCACACACUCUCAUGCUCCAGGAUUCAAGACCCUACACAAUUGCUCCAUACUCACAAUAUUCCAGCCUUAAAACAGACUCCCAAUCCAUAUCUUUGAAUGACACAGAUCACACACCAAAGAUAAAAUCAAACACACACAGCAAUAUCCAGACACACACUUCACACGUGGCUCUGUCAAAACAUGUCAGCAUUCAUCCACAGUCUUCAGUAUCUGUUCAUUCACCUGAAAUUAAUAAGGGUCAAAACAUUCAACACAGCGCUAAAUCUGUUGGCAUGUCACACCCUAGCAGUGACGCCCAAGCCUCAAAUGGAUUAGAGACUGUGCAAAACACACAAUCGAGGCCUUCAAGCUGCUUGCAUGCAAAUCAAAGUGCUAAACCUCAAAGCACAUCACAAAUCCAUUCCAUCAUACAUCCUAAACUCACAUCUACCACAGACUACACCAAAUGCCAACCUGCGCAAACAUACUCUCUGACCUCUGACACAUCCUCAGCCAUAUCGCUUUGCACAGCCUUGUACUCCAAACCGCCCAUACCGCUUACCUGCUCGCUUCUACACACAGAUGCCAAACCACAUAGCAAUUUAAAAAACCAACAAUCAAACCCUUCACACAUGGUCCAUACCAGCACUCCAAUUAACCCAUGUCCUGCCACAAAACUGAGCCUUUUAACCCAGUCCAACACAGUUACAAUUACUCAAGCAUUUAUGGAAAUGCGUUCAUACGGUAUAGACAACUCUAAAACAGAGACAUUAAGUCGCUCUCUUGAAGAAUCAAAUGUUCAUGUUAAGUCAGUCCCAGAGAAACUGGACAACAAAGUUCUUAAAAGCAAUUCAUCAACAACAACAAUGGACUCUGCAAAAUUUCCUUGUAAGGUAGCAACCAAGACUGUGACAGCUACAAAAAUAGGCUGUGAUAUUCUCGCAAACACAGACAACGCAAGCCACUUGCAGGCUAACUGUGAACUCCUCGCACCUUCAAAAUCACAAACAGUACACCAGCAAUCCACACCUCAGCAUCCUACAGCUCCCUUAAUAUCACAUCAACCCAGCACUUUGGGUUCACUUUCAUGCCAGCCUCCAAGCCCUUUUCACCCAAGCCCACUGCAUCCAGCAUUUAAAUUACUAAUCGAGGUCACUGGAAACAAACAGACUAAGCCGAAUCCAUUCCUACUUUCUUCCUCUAUGCCUUCAGACCAGGUCCAGAACACGCCACUCCAUCAAGAGUUAGAGACUGCGUCACAGACAGGCAUUGGUUCACCUGUUAGUGGACAUGUCUCAAAUGACUACGCCCUUACACACUACCAUCCUCCCUCUUUGGUUCUGCUUUCACGUAGUUCUCCUGACAGCAACAGGAGUCAGGACCUUGAGAAGAGGCUGGAGAGAGUAGAGGCCAAUCUGCAGGCCAACCAGGAUCGAGUCACCACCCUGCUUAACAUCAUCCAGGACUUGGAGAUGAGCCACGCACUGAGCAAAGGACGCCGAUGUUUCAGAACCGGCCAGGAUUUAAACGCUUGCUCCACCUGCCAGGAGACGGCAUGCAUCAUUUACAGUGUGGAGUAUGAUUUCCGGCAACAGGAGCGGCGCUUCAGGGAUGUCUUAGAGCCUCUGGACCCUCCAGUCAGAGAGAUCUGGGAGGGAGUUAACAUGGACAUGCUCACCUUUUUCACUUUGCUCAAACACAAUCAGACGCCAUCUCAGACCAGCAGUCACCUCGAGCCUGGGGGCAAGUGUAAAGUCAAGAAAAAGAAACUCUGCAGGAAGAUUUUGAGCUGGCUACCUCGAAGGGUUCAAAGGAAGUAGAUCAGUCCUUCCAUGGUUCUUCAUCUUUAUUUUUGAAAUUUAAAUAAACAGACUUACAAUGUAAAGGAUUAACAGCAGCAUUGUAAUCUAUCCACUUAAAUGAGUCUGGUUGAUCCAUAAAAAAGGACAAAAGAUGAGAUUUGUGAACAGGAACUGUUAAAGUAAAACUUCCCAACUUGACAAGCUCUUCCAUGCCAAAUCUGUUAAGUGCUUACCUUCCCAUCCUGAUCUUGACCUUCCUUCAUUGAGUACUGACAUCAUGUAGAGAACAUGGCAUUUCUAAGGUCAUUCAUGCUUGUUUAUUAACUUAAGAAGUAGAUGAAUAUUAAUAUAACAGUUUAUUUGGGAUUAAUUUUAGGGUGGACUGGGAUCAUGGAGACCAGAUGUGGCCUAGUGACCUUGUGAUCCUGUUGUUUACCAGUUGCAUCUUACUUCAGAACUUCAGAACAAUAAA
Clarias gariepinus (North African catfish) is the source of this 3792-nucleotide messenger RNA. RefSeq lists its product as uncharacterized. The coding region runs from base 468 to 3338 and encodes 956 amino acids. The record is from RefSeq and is a predicted model, not a curated record. Gene Ontology annotation, biological process: inhibitory postsynaptic potential. Lineage: Eukaryota; Metazoa; Chordata; Actinopteri; Siluriformes; Clariidae. Gene Ontology annotation, cellular component: postsynaptic density. The transcript is spliced from 4 exons.